Tribolium castaneum (red flour beetle) is the source of this 988-nucleotide messenger RNA. RefSeq lists its product as uncharacterized. The transcript has 4 exons. The coding region runs from base 159 to 845 and encodes 228 amino acids. NCBI's taxonomy places the organism in Eukaryota, Metazoa, Arthropoda, Insecta, Coleoptera, Tenebrionidae. The record is from RefSeq and is a predicted model, not a curated record.
CGAAUUGUGCCAGUGUCGAAGUGGUUAGAAAUGUAAUAAAAAAAUGUUUCCGCAAAUUAAGCAAAUUUUUCAAGACGAUUAAUCAACAAAAUCGGUGGAUCAUAUUACCGAUUACAGUUUUCUGUAACCGUGAACUGUCAAUUGUGACCUGUCAAGGCAUGGAUUUGAUCGAUUCGGACGAAGAACCUCUCCUAGAAGUAACAAGAGUGACGGUUUUGACGGACAACAAAGUUCACACAAAUGAGGUUAGGACAAGAGAGGUUAGGAAAGAACCAAGUCCCAAAUACAAAAAAUUCUGCUAUGUACCAUUGUGCCCCAACGCGUCGCAUACAACCCCCGAGAAGAUGUUUAUAAUGGUCCCUGUAAACCCCGUGCGCCGGAAAAAGUGGCUACAGGCUGUUGGCAGACCAAACACCAAAAACCCAAAAUCGCCGAUGUUUUGCUGCGAGGACCAUUUUAACCUGAGAGAGGACAUGAGGAACUUUGGGGACCACGUGAAAAAUGGGAAAAUUCAGAUGUUGUUACACCCCACUGUGGUGCCCCACACUUUUAUUUGUAACGACUACGGUCACUUGAAACGUGCAGAACGGAUUAAAGUGUUGCGCAGAUUGCACAAAGAACGUAAUGCGAAACUUGAAGAUGAGGAAACGGAAGUCUUGCAUAUAACUCGACCAACAGCGCGCCAACUUGUUAUUCAAGAAGCCAAAAAGAGAAAAACUGAGGUUGGCAAAACUGUUUUUAUUGAAGUACCCGCCUUUGAGCUUAGCGACCAAUCGGAUUAUUUUGUGGUUAAAGAAGAUGGGGUUGAUACUAUUGUUAUUGAAGAUUCAGAUAUGGAGGAUUAAAGGGGCUGUUAGUUCUUAUUUAUUUGAUGCAAUUAAGAUUUGUUUAUUAUCAAAUUUAAAAAAUUUAUUAAUUAAUUAAGAGGUAAGAAGCUGGAGUGUAACACAUAGUGCGUAUUUUCUAAGAAUAAAUUGUUUGAAACGAA